UGCUGCAGUACCUGACCUCCACCUGUGGGGGCAGCACUGAGUUCUGAGCUCUGGAACAGCAGAAGAAGACGUGACUGCGCUGCGGGAGAAAUCAAAAUGUCCGCUCCGAAAACCAUCCCGAAAGAUGCUCAGGUGAUGAUCCAGAUCCUGAAGGACAUGGGCAUCACCGAGUACGAGCCACGAGUCAUCAACCAGAUGUUGGAGUUCACCUACAGAUACGUGACAACCAUCAUCGAAGACGCCAAAAUCUACGCCACGCACGCCAAGAAGUCCACCGUGGACGCCGACGACAUCAAACUGGCCAUCCAGUGUCGUAUGGACCAGUCGUUCACGUCGCCACCGCCCAGAGACUUCCUGCUGGAGGUGGCCCGACAGAAGAACCAGACCCCCCUACCGCUGAUCAAACCCUACACCGGACCUCGACUCCCUCCAGACCGCUACUGCCUCACAGCCCCCAACUACCGGCUGAAGUCUGUACAGAAGAAGGUGUCGUCGUCCGCUGGCAGGAUCUCGGUUCCUCGUCUCAGCGUCGGUGCCGUUUCCAGCAGACCCACGACGCCGACACUCGGAACUCCGUCCGUCCAGUCGGUCUCCACUAAAGUCGGCGCUCCGGUGUCUUUAACAGGUCAGAGGUUCACCGUUCAGAUCCCACCGCCCUCCCAGACGACCACCACCAAACCCACGACGCCGUCUACGCCCGCCGUCUCCAACGUCCUCAUAAACCCGUCUCUGAUUGGCUCCAAGAACAUCCUCAUCACCACCAACAUGGUGUCGCAGAACUCCGGCGGCGAGUCGCUGAAGAGGAAACACGAGGACGACGACGACUACGACGCUCUAUGACGCCGACGACCGCUUUUACCAACCGACCCGCUAGUUUUCUAGAACGUUCCUUUAACCAGAGGAAGCUGGACUGACGAUUCAAACCUGCUCUGAUGUGAUUCCAAUAAAAACAGCUGAAAUAAA
Molecule: messenger RNA, 963 nt
Organism: Acanthochromis polyacanthus (spiny chromis)
Lineage: Eukaryota; Metazoa; Chordata; Actinopteri; Pomacentridae
Gene: taf9
Product: TAF9 RNA polymerase II, TATA box binding protein (TBP)-associated factor
Exons: 7
Coding region: 97-840 (247 amino acids)
Biological process (GO): DNA-templated transcription initiation; RNA polymerase II preinitiation complex assembly
Cellular component (GO): SAGA complex; transcription factor TFIID complex
Molecular function (GO): protein heterodimerization activity; RNA polymerase II general transcription initiation factor activity; transcription coactivator activity
Source: RefSeq, a predicted model, not a curated record